AAAGGAUUUAAACAAACGCAAUUAUGUAUUCAUUCUUGUUCCGCGCGCUUUUUCUGUGGGUCUCUGUUGUUUUCCACGUCUCUUUUGCGCUAUCGGGAGAAUAUUGUCACGGCUGGACGGAUUCCUUUAACACUUGGCACCGGGGAUUUCAGUGUCCCGAGCGCUUUGACGGCCAGGACGCGCGCUACUGCUGCGGUACCUGCGCGCUCAGGUAUUGCUGCACCUAUGCUGAGGCGCGCCUCGAUCAAAGCACGUGCGAGACGGGCUCCGAGUCUGAAAACACGAACGAUAUAAGGAUGAUGACAGAAAGUGUUCCAACCUAUCUCCCUUUUGUGAUUGUGGUGAGCGCGUUCCUGUCAUUCGUACUGGUCGGGUCUGUGGUGUCUAUCUGCUGCUGUCAGUGUGUUAAACCCAAAGCGAGUGAUCGGCCGACCGGACCAUCUGCUGUUCAGACCAGCCUGUUGGAGUCGGGUGGACCUUCUGUGGACAGCUCGACCCCAUCCCGCACCUCCACUUCAGGCUCUUCCACUGCAAACCCUCGACCUCCACCAUCUGAGCUCAGUGUUAAUGUCUAUGGAAAGUCAUUUCCCACUUCUCAGUCACAGCAGUAUGUUCCUCCAAUCCCCCAGGGGGCGCCACAGUUCUACCAGCCCUACAUGAACUACGGUUUCCCCCCUGAACGCAGCAUGUUGGUGGCCCCUGCGUUCCUGGACAGCCGUCAGGUUUACGGACAGCCUUUUCCUCAGGCCCCUAUGCACACAGAACCCAUAUAUCCAACAGUCACCAUCUGAUAAUGCAUAUGACUUUUUACGAAAUCAAAUGGGACCACACAAGGGAUAAUAGGGUGGUCAUGGGAUGUCUCAGGGAUAUGUUGUUUUGCUACCUUGGGUGGCUUCUACAGACAGUAUUGAUGUGCAUUUAAAAUGGAGAGU
Messenger RNA from Paramisgurnus dabryanus, 932 nucleotides. It is a transcript of the gene shisa2a, whose product is annotated as shisa family member 2a. The record is from RefSeq and is a predicted model, not a curated record. NCBI's taxonomy places the organism in Eukaryota, Metazoa, Chordata, Actinopteri, Cypriniformes, Cobitidae.